Diplodia corticola is the source of this 339-nucleotide messenger RNA. Its product is annotated as small nuclear ribonucleoprotein. The coding region runs from base 1 to 339 and encodes 112 amino acids. NCBI's taxonomy places the organism in Eukaryota, Fungi, Ascomycota, Dothideomycetes, Botryosphaeriales, Botryosphaeriaceae. The transcript has 2 exons. The record is from RefSeq and is a predicted model, not a curated record. Gene Ontology annotation, molecular function: U6 snRNA binding. Gene Ontology annotation, cellular component: U6 snRNP; P-body; spliceosomal tri-snRNP complex. Gene Ontology annotation, biological process: nuclear-transcribed mRNA catabolic process; mRNA splicing, via spliceosome; P-body assembly.
AUGCUCGUUGAGCUCAAGAACGGCGAGACGCUGAACGGCCAUCUGGUCAAUUGCGACAACUGGAUGAACUUGACCUUGAAGGAGGUUGUGCAAACGAGCCCCGAUGGAGACCGCUUCUGGAGGCUACCCGAAGUCUACAUCCGUGGCAACAACAUCAAGUACCUGCGCGUGCCCGACGAGAUUAUCGACUUGGUGAAGGAGCAACAACAGCGUGACCAGGCCAACCGUGGCGGCCGUGGCGGUGGUCACCAACGUGGAGACCACGGCGGACGUGGCGAUAGAGGCCGGGGAAUGGGCCGCGGAGGUCGUGGUGGCCGUGGCCGCGGCCGUGGCGCAUGA